Messenger RNA from Penicillium daleae, 1485 nucleotides. Its product is annotated as MFS general substrate transporter. Gene Ontology annotation, molecular function: dipeptide transmembrane transporter activity; allantoate transmembrane transporter activity. Bases 1 to 1485 code for a protein of 494 amino acids. Gene Ontology annotation, cellular component: plasma membrane. Lineage: Eukaryota; Fungi; Ascomycota; Eurotiomycetes; Eurotiales; Aspergillaceae. Gene Ontology annotation, biological process: tripeptide transport; transmembrane transport; dipeptide transport. The record is from RefSeq and is a predicted model, not a curated record. The transcript is spliced from 4 exons.
AUGGCAGACUCCAAAAAUUCCGGCUCGAUGAACAAAGAAGAGAACCGACUUAAUGGGGAGAUCACCGGCAUAUGUGAGCAAUAUACUGCAGAGGAAGAAAAGGCAGUCUUACGUAAAAUCGAUACGGUCAUUCUACCAUUUAUGUGUUUUGUCUUCUUCUUGCAGUAUCUCGACAAACAAAGCCUGAGCUAUGCAGGCGUAUUCGGCCUCAUCCAGGACCUAAAUAUGACCAACCAGCAAUAUUCGUGGUCAAGCUCCAUCUUUUACGUUGGUCAGCUUGUCUCAGAAUAUCCGUUCAUUUAUUUGAUGAGUCGGCUGCCACUCACCAAGUUUGUUGGUGCCACGGUUAUUAUCUGGGGAAUUGUAUGCAUGUGCCUAGCGGCCCCCAAAAACUUCGCCGGCUUUGCUACCGUUCGCUUUCUACUAGGCUUCAGCGAAGGAGCUGUCUCUCCCGCUUUCGUCACCAUCACCAGUAUUUGGUACCGCAAAAAGGAGCAUACUGUCCGAACAGCUCUGUGGAUCACAAUGAACGGAUUAGCUCAAGUCAUUGGGUGCUUGCUGAUGUACGGAAUUGGCAAAAAUACAUCUCUAUCUAUCGCCCCCUGGCGCGUCCUAUUUCUCAUCUGUGGUGCAUUGACCGUCGCCGCUGGUAUUGGCUUCUUCAUACUCAUGCCUAACGGACCGAAAGAUGCGUGGUUCUUGAAUACACGCGAAAAGGAGAUUUUAUCCCUCCGUAUGGCUGAAGACCGUGAUGGUGGUGAUAAAACAUCUUUCUCUGUUUUACAACUAAAAGAAACACUCAUGGAUCCCAAGGCGUGGAUGGUUUUCUGGUUCGGCGUACUUGUGACUAUGCAAUCACCAGUAUUGACCUUUGCAUCACUCAUGAUUCAGUCAAUCGGCUAUAGCAAGCUGGACACUAUGCUGUACACUGCACCCUCGGGCGCUGUUCAGGUUGCCUUAUUAUGGAUCGGAACUCUUUUCGUCUUCUUUUUCCCGCGUCAGCGUACUCUUGUGAUCCUGGUGCUCAUACUCCCACCGUUUAUUGGCACUUUGUUUCUGUAUAAACUUGAUACGAGCGCAGGAUGGGGCCUUAUUGUGGCCUCCUGGCUGGCUUCUUGUGUCACUGCAACAAUGUCAAUCCUCCUUUCCAUCUGUGCUUCCAAUGUCAAAGGCAAUACUAAACGAGCCAUUGUCAAUACCAUGUUCUUCAUCGGGUACUGCGCUGGUUGCAUUGGAUCACCUCAACUGUGGACGCACAAACCACGGUAUACUGAAGGUGUCAUCACUUCAAUUGUGACAUGGUGUCUGCUAUUUGUUGCUGUCAUUAUCUACCGUCUCUUGUGUAUGGCGGAUAACAAGCAGCGUGAUACAUGUGAUGGCACUAGCACUAUCGAUAUGACCCAAGACUUUGAUUUGGAUGAAAAUGGGUUGCCGAAGACUGAUCUAACAGAUAAGCAGGAUACGGCGUUCAGAUAUUCUAUUUGA